This is a messenger RNA of Thermothielavioides terrestris NRRL 8126, 1467 nucleotides long. RefSeq lists its product as uncharacterized. The transcript is spliced from 2 exons. The record is from RefSeq and is a predicted model, not a curated record. NCBI's taxonomy places the organism in Eukaryota, Fungi, Ascomycota, Sordariomycetes, Sordariales, Chaetomiaceae. The coding region runs from base 200 to 1405 and encodes 401 amino acids.
CGACCGUCCACUCCUUCAUCCUUUUUGUUCGCUUUACUGCGGUAGCUUUUCUUCGGUCCUGGGUGCAGAUUCCAGUUUUCAGUAUUUGCUCUAUUAAUUCAAUUAUUCAAUUGCCUGUUUUUGCCUGCCGCAGACCGCUCAGGGCGAAGGGACGGCACGAUCUCGACUUACACGGCCGUUGCCGAGGCAUCCGACCAACAUGUUGGUGGCACCCAACCUCGUCGCCCUGCCGGCCGUAGGGCUACUGCUGUUGGGAAUGGGAACGGUGUCAGCAACCCCCAGGUCCGCCGGCCUCGUCGCCCGGCAAGGCGCGAACCCGACCGACCCCUGGGUCACCGUCGACGAGGAAGGCAUCCCGAAGACCGUCACCCCCGUCCUGACCACCAUCAGCGGCACUCCGACCCUGCUCUCCGCGCCGCCGCCCGACCUGACCGCCACCCUGUUCACCAAGCACCCGAACAGCAUCCUAACCACAAGCACCGGCCCCGCCGAACCAGUCCCCACCAACGACAACGGCACUGCUGCCUUCCCGCCCUGCAGCAACACCGACGGCGAGUUCAAGCCGUUCUGCCGACCCAAGCACAACGACGUCUACCACCCUGAUACAACACACUACAUAACCUGGGACACGUCCAUCUUCAGCGCCCCGAACAGCACAACCGUCAAGAUCAUCGGCUUCUACGUCUUCAACGACACCGUGAUCCCCACCACCGGCCCGCCGUCAGGCGAGGAAGAGGCCUUCAGCUCCGACGACCUGCCCGCGGGGUGGGGGUUCUACCAGUGGCGCGUGGAGCGCUCGCUGCUGACGACCCCCUCCCUCUCAGCCGCGAACGUGACGCUGCGGAUGGUCGCGCUGUCGCACAGCGGCGACGGCAGCAGCGGCGACGGCAGCUCCUCCUCCUCGGCGGGGACGGCGCGCUGGUUCGCGGGGCCGACGGUGACGGUGCGGUACCGGCCGGCGCCGCCGCCGCGGCCGGCGCGCAAGGCCAAGACGCCGGCCGACACGGCGGCGCUGUACGUCGCGCUGCCGCUGGUCUUCGGCUUCGCCGCGCUCGUCAUCGCCGGCACCUUCUUCUGGAACCGGCAGGCGCGCGGCGCGCUCGGCGCCGGCGGCAGCAUCAUGGGCCGCGGUGGGGCGCGCGGGCGGCGGCUUGGUGGUGGUGGUGGCGGGAGGAGGAAAGCCGCUGCUGCCGGACUCCGGGUCGGGGUCGGCCCGAGCAAGAAGGACCGGGCGCGGAACCAGGAGCAGGCGAUUCGGCUGAUGGAUAGGGACGGGGCGGGCUCGGAUGCGGAAGAGGAGGCUUGGGAGGAAGGGUGGGCGCGUGGGAGUGGGGAGGGGGCGGGAGAGGAAUCCUCGCGGAGAGGGAGACAGGGAGCUGGCAGGGCGGAUAGGAAGUGGGUAUAAAAAGGGGGGAAUAUACAAAAGUUAGAUCAGUCAUUGGAUACGGAAUCAACGAGAUAUCAUUC